AUGGACCACGUGAAACAGGCGCUCGGAGUCAUGUACUCGGCCUCGGCACUGCAGCAGCAGAAAAAAGAGGCCACCCACUUCUUGGAAGCGUUCCAGAAAACGCCCGAGGCAUGGCAAGUGGCCCACGAGCUUCUUUCCGAUCCCGCUUCGCCGUUGGAGUUCCGCAUGUUUGCAGCUCAGACGUUGCGAUCCAAGGCCACCUACGAUUUGCUGCAGCUUCCGCACGACGCGGUGGUGCAAUUGCGCCAGUCGAUGCUUGAUCUUCUCUCGAUCUAUGCAGCCAAGGAUAAGCUGAUCCGGGUGCAGCUAUCGUUGUGCCUCUGCCAGAUUGCGUUGCAGGACUUGCAGUGGGCCAAUGCUAUCAAUGAUGUUUCGGCGCGGUUGACCACGUCCGAGGAGUGUGUGCCGGCGUUGUUGGAGUUUUUGAAGAUCUUGCCGGAGGAAUUGACCCUGGCCAAUAAGACGCCAUUGACGGACCAGGAGUUCAACAGUCGCACAAAGGAGCUCAUAACAAACAACGUGCAGAAUGUGCUUGUGCUUCUCAAACGCAUGGCGGACUCUGGCUCCCACUCGGCGUUGCUUUUGGACUGCUUAAAUAGUUGGAUCAAGGAGUGCCCCAUUGUCGAUGUGUUGAGCAUCGAAUCCCUCGCAAAGUUGAUGUUCCACUCUCUUACCGUAGACGAUACUUUUGAAAGCGCAGCCGAGUGUCUCUGUUCUGUGUUCAGGGAGACCAGGGACAUAGACAACUACCAGCUCAUCGACGCCUUGUACCAACAACUCUUGAGUGUCCACGAUGCCUUCACAAAGAACCCGGGCAAGUUGGACGACCCGGAGACAGUCAGCGGCCUCACGAGGAUCUACGCGGAGGCGGGCGAGUCCUGGCACGUCCUCAUUGCCAAGAACGCUUCCCACUUCAAGCCCUUGGUCCAAAUUCUUCUCGAGUGCUGUAAAUACGACCAGGACUUGGAUGUGGUGAAGUACACGUUCUACUUCUGGUACCAGCUCAAGCAGAUGUUAACGCUCCCCAAAUUCGAGGCGUCUCGCGCAGAAUUGCUGCCCAUCUAUUUGGAGCUCAUUCUGGUCAUCAUCUUCCACCUCCGCUAUCCUACAAAUCUGAGCGACAACAACUUAUUCGAUGGCGACAAAGAGGCCGAAGAUAAAUUUAAGGAGUUCCGUUACGAGAUGGGUGACGUCUUGAAGGACUGCUGUGCUGUUGUGGGACCCCAAAGAGCAUUGAAUGUCCCAUUCCAGCAAAUCAACGACAUGAUCAAUCUGCAAGGUGGCCAGUGGCAACUUUUAGAAGCUCCUCUCUUCAGUAUGCGAGUCAUGGCCAAGGAAGUUUCCAAAAAGGAGAAAACCAUUCUUCCCACCAUCAUGAGACUAUUGGUUCGUCUCCCAGAGCAUCCAAAGAUAAGAUACGCUACAACGUUGGUUUUGGGACGCUAUUCUGAAUGGACCGCAAACAAUCCGGAAUUCUUGGAGCCACAAUUGAACUACAUCAUUGAGGGUUUCCUGGGAGACGUCUCGUCGACUACGGAUAUUGUCAAUGCAACUUCCCAGGCACUCAUGUACUUUUGUCAAGAUUGCGCUCCAUUGCUCAUCAACUACAUGGAACAACUCUACAUGCUUUACAAACAAGUUCAAGAUAAGCUUGGUACUACAGCAGUUUAUGACUUAGUGGAUGGAUUGUCUCAUGUCAUCCGUGAAAUGCCUGCUGACAAGCAAUACAUGGCUGCGGAAACUUUCCUUACACCAACAUUAAUGAAAAUAUCUGAGCUCAGCGCGGGUAAUCCUCUUGAUGAGGCCGUCACGACUCAGCUCAGAGAUGAGGGUGAAAUCCUCAGCAUAUACCAAAACAUUGCGCGUUGUUACAACUACGAGGUGUCAACAUGCCCCACUGCCAGUUUUUUCAUCGAGAAAAUAUGGCCAAUUAUUACUACUGUACUUUCAAAGUUCGGAAAGUCUCUCAAAGUGAGCGAGUUCUACCUCCGGAUCAUUAAGAAUGCUGUUCAAGGUUGCACGACAUACCUCACUCCCAUUAUCGGAGAGAUUUGCAAUUUGCUUCAUGAUGGGUUUAAGGCAACACUUUACGGCUGCUACCUUUGGGUGACAGGCGUUGUCAUUCAAUGCUCUCCUGAGUUCGCAGAAAGCCUCCAGGCCAUUUUCCAGCUUGCUCUCUCGCAGUCCAAUGCGUUUUUCCAGAUCAUAUCCAAAGAUUCAAGCGUAGACAUCAAAAGCAUGCCGGAUGUCGUUGAGGACUUCUUCAGUAUGGCUUCCGAGCUUCUCAUGUACUUCCCUCCAGAAGUAACCUCCAACGAAGAACUUAUGCGCUCGAUCUUCGAGGCUGGAAUUCUUGCAUUGGAAAGCAGCGAAGAGUACAAUCCUCUCAUGGCGUGCGUUCAUUUUUUCAUCGACUAUAUAUCCUGGGCGUCCGAGUAUCCCCCAGUGUCAUUGUACGAGGGCGAUUUCGAGGCCGUCAAGCAAAACGUCAAAUUAUUCAUGUCUGUCGACACCCACGUCGAACGUCUUCUACAAGCCGUCAUCAGAGGCCUCAUCUUCAAAUUCUACAACGAUGCCGAUGGAAAUGAUCUUGUGAUUAAGAUAUUGGGGGUUGCUGCGGACCCCAAUCAGUCCAUUGCGCGUCUCAACACCGCUAUUUUGACCCUUCCUAACAUCAGUGAAAAAGAAAUUAGCAAACUCAUGGGCUCCGUCUCUGUUGCUCUUCCCAACAAAGACAUGCGUCGCAUCCGCAUUGCCAUCAAAGACUUUGUCAGCUGGUAUACUCGCAAAAAUGUGAACACUCGUGCCGCGUUUAAUUGA
Molecule: messenger RNA, 2820 nt
Organism: Australozyma saopauloensis
Lineage: Eukaryota; Fungi; Ascomycota; Pichiomycetes; Serinales; Metschnikowiaceae
Gene: MTR10
Product: Mtr10p
Exons: 1
Coding region: 1-2820 (939 amino acids)
Biological process (GO): protein import into nucleus
Cellular component (GO): cytoplasm
Molecular function (GO): small GTPase binding
Source: RefSeq, a predicted model, not a curated record